Molecule: messenger RNA, 521 nt
Organism: Porites lobata
Lineage: Eukaryota; Metazoa; Cnidaria; Anthozoa; Scleractinia; Poritidae
Source: the annotation of a GenBank genome assembly
AUGAUUGCCUUACGGUCUUUGAAUUACUGGCUUUCUAAGUUUGUGCAAGAGGUCGCGAAAUCUUCCUCCGAACGUUAUCCCCCAAGAAAAGUGAAUGGUAUUAUUGCCGGCAUCCGUCGAUACCUUGCAGAAAAAAAGCCCGGCGAUGAUUUAAAUUUGCUGAGUACUUCGGAUAACAGGUAGGGUUUUGGUGGUAAUUACUAGCCACAUCUCUUCCGUAGAGUUCAAAUUGCCCAGUUGAGAUCCUUGUCUUUCUUAGUUGUACUAAACGUUAACCAUUUUUUUUUCUGUUUUCUAUGAUUAGAAUCUUCCGUAGAGCGCUUGAUGCUAAAAUGAAAUUGGACGCAACAAGGGCGGGAGUCACUCUUAAAAACAAGAAAGAAGAGAGGGUGCCAGCCACAGAAAAUGAAGAACAAAAGUUCUGUGAAUUGGGACUUUUAGGUUGUAAGUCAGCCAAAUUAUUGCUCCAUACAGUUUAUUAUUAUAACCGACGGAACAUUAUUUGGGCUUCGCGGCGGUGA